UUGGAUACAAGCGGGUUCGCUUCACCAUCAUCUCUGCGCAAAGAUACGUGUUUUUAAGUGUUUCCAGCCGUCGCUCGGUCUCCGUGUCCAGGCUUGUGCCGACAAAGGCGCUCCUGCAGGAGGAGCAGACGCAGCAGGAGGAGGAUGGAGGAGCCGAGUCUGCUGCUCCUUUCCAUCCCAUAAAGCGCUCACAUCCUCCAAUCAUGUGUCAGUAACUGCACGAGUCCACGGUACCCACCUUUCUGAAUGGCCUCCGUGCCUGCAGGUUUCUGGGGCUCGGCAGCUUGCUGCUCACACUCCAAACUCUCCAGAACCGUCAGUCUGAAACUGAAAAGAGCCUGUUCCCCUUCGUCCAUGCUGUCCGGUCGGAAAUGUUCAGGAAAGUCAGAUGUCGCUGGUGGAGCCGUGUCUCCGGGGCCCGUGAUGGCCAAGAUGUCGGAGCCCGGCGGGGGAGGGUCAGACGAACCCAACAGGGAGCUGUUUGAGGCCUGCCGGAGCGGAGACCUGGAGCGAGUCCGGAACCUGGUGACGGCUGAGAAUGUGAACAGCCGUGACAUGGCGGGGAGGAAAUCCACGCCGCUGCACUUCGCAGCAGGUUUUGGCCGUAAAGAAGUAGUGGACCUCCUCCUGCAGAAAGGAGCCAAUGUCCACGCCAGGGACGACGGAGGCCUUGUAUCCCUGCACAACGCCUGCUCCUUUGGACACGCCCAGGUGGUGAGCUUGUUGCUUCGCUGCGGGGCGGACGCAAACGUCAGAGACAACUGGAACUACACUCCACUUCACGAGGCAGCUAUCAAGGGCAAGAUCGACGUGUGUAUAGUGCUGUUGCAGCACGGCGCUGAACCGAACACCAGGAACACAGACGGUCGAACCGCUCUGGAUUUGGCCGAACCCUCCGCCAAAGCGGUCCUUACAGGGGAAUAUAGAAAGGAUGAGCUUCUUGAAAGUGCAAGGAAUGGAAACGAGGUGAAGCUCAUGGCUCUGCUGACGCCGCUCAACGUCAACUGUCACGCCAGCGACGGGCGAAAGUCAACGCCUUUGCACCUGGCGGCUGGUUACAACCGUGUGAAGACGGUGCAGCUGCUGCUGCAGCACGGCGCUGAUGUGCACGCCAAGGACAAGGGGGACCUGGUUCCUCUUCACAACGCCUGCUCGUACGGCCACUAUGAGGUCACCGAGUUGCUGAUGAAGCAUGGCGCCUGCGUCAACGCCAGGGACCUGUGGCAGUUCACGCCUCUUCACGAAGCCGCCUCCAAGAACCGCGUUGAGCAUUGCGCGUCAGCGUCUCCGUACCUGAACAGGAAGCAGGUGUGUGAACUUCUCCUGAGGAAAGGAGCCAGCGUCAACGAGAAGACAAAAGACCUGUUGACCCCCCUCCACCUGGCGUCGGAGAAAGGCCACAACGACGUCAUCGAGCUCCUGGUCAAACACGAGGCCAAGGUGAACACGUUGGAUCAUCUGGGCCAGACGGCGCUGCAUCGAGCCGCUCGCGGCGGACGUCUGCAGACCUGCAGACUGCUGCUGACCGCCGGCUCCGACCCGCUGCUGACGUCGCUGCAGGGAUUCUCGCCAUCGCAGCUCGGAAACGAGAGCGUGCAGCAGAUCCUGCAAGCAGGGGGAGCGCUGAUCGGGAACUCUGAGGUCGACCGACAGCUGCUGGACGCCUCCAAAACAGGAGCUCUGGAAACAGUCGAGGAACUCUGUACGCCGCAGAACGUGAACUGCAGGGACAUGGAGGGUCGACAGUCGACGCCGCUGCAUUUCGCCGCCGGCUACAACCGCCUGGCCGUCGUUCAGUUCCUGCUGCAGCACGGAGCAGACGUGCACGCCAAGGACAAAGGAGGUCUGGUUCCGCUCCACAACGCCUGUUCCUACGGUCACUAUGAGGUCGCAGAACUGCUGGUUCUUCACGGCGCCGUCGUCAACGUGGCCGACCUGUGGAAGUUCACGCCGCUGCACGAAGCUGCUGCCAAGGGCAAAUACGAGAUCUGUAAACUCCUGCUGCAGCGUGGCGCUGAUCCAACAAGGAAGAACCGCGACGGUAACACCCCUCUGGACAUGGUGAGGGACGUGGACGCCGACAUCCAGGACCUGCUGCGCGGCGACGCCGCCCUCCUGGACGCCGCCAAGAAAGGCUGCCUGGCCAGAGUGAAGAAGCUCUGCACAAAAGACAACGUCAACUGUAGAGACACGCAAGGGAGACACUCCACAGCGCUGCACCUGGCCGCGGGCUACAAUAACCUGGAGGUGGCUGAGUACCUGCUGCAGCACGGGGCCGAUGUCAACGCUCAGGAUAAAGGAGGACUGAUUCCUUUGCACAACGCUGCCUCCUAUGGGCACGUGGACGUGGCGGCUGUCCUCAUAAAGUACGACGCCUGCGUCAACGCCACUGAUAAGUGGGCGUUCACGCCGCUGCAGGAGGCGGCUCAGAAGGGCCGCACGCAGCUUUGUGCGCUCCUAUUGGCUCACGGCGCCGACCCCACCCUCCGGAACCAGGAAGGCCAGUCGGCGCUGGACCUGGUCACGGCCGAUGACGUCCGGGCGUUGCUGACGGCAGCGAUGCCUCCCUCCGCUCUCCCCGGGUGUUUUAAACCGCAGGUCAUCACCGUAGCUCCACCAACGUCCGGUGCUCCACCCGUCGCCGUCGUCCCACCGCUCCUCCCCUCUUCCUCAUCUUCCUCCUCCUCUUCAAGUCUCCACGUUGCAGCUGCUACCAACAGUAACGCCUCUGCCGGUGCAGACUCCUCAUCUUCACAGUCAUCCUCAUCUCCACCGGGGCCUCCUGAGACGUCGGUGGUUCCCUCGGCCACCGAGGGGUCGCUGAGAGCCGAGAACAAAGAGGAAGGGACUGAGCUCAGCAUCUGCCAGUUCCUGAUGGAUCUGGGAUUGGAGCACGUGGUGGAAAUCUUCGACAGGGAGCAGAUCACUCUGGACGUGCUGGUGGAGAUGGGUCACUGUGAGCUGAAGGAGAUCGGCAUCAACGCCUACGGACACCGACACAAGAUCAUCAAAGGAGUGGAGAGGCUGACCGGUGGGCCGCAGAGCCUGAACCUUUACCUGACGCUGAACCCAGCCAACAGCGGGACGGUCCUGAUCGACCUCGCCGUCGACGAUAAGGAGUUCCAGUCGGUGGAGGAGGAGAUGCAGAGUACGAUCAGAGAGCAUCGAGAUGGGGGCCACGCGGGAGGAGUCUUCAACAGAUACAACCUGGUCAAGAUUCAGAGGGUCUGCAACAAGAAGCUGUGGGAGAGAUACAGCCACCGCCAGAAGGAGGUGUCAGAGGAAAACCACAACCACUCCAACGAGCGGAUGCUCUUCCACGGCUCUCCAUUCGUCAACGCAAUCAUCCACAAGGGUUUCGACGAACGUCACGCCUACAUCGGUGGGAUGUUUGGCGCUGGGAUUUAUUUUGCAGAGAACUCUUCAAAGAGUAACCAGUACGUUUAUGGGAUUGGCGGGGGGACGGGCUGUCCGCUGCACAAGGACCGCUCCUGCUACAUCUGUCACAGGCACUUGUUGUUCUGCAGGGUGACCCUGGGUAAAUCCUUCCUGCAGUUCAGUGCCAUGAAGAUGGCUCAUUCGCCCCCCGGUCACCACUCGGUGACCGGCAGGCCGAGUGUGAACGGCCUCGCUCUGGCUGAAUACGUCAUCUACAGAGGAGAGCAGGCUUAUCCAGAGUACCUGAUCACCUACCAGAUAAUGAAGUCAUCAACAGACGGGUGAAGAGAGGACGGCGAUGAGGAGUGAAGAAGAGGAGCUUCACUGACUGCAUGCACUGAGAAGUUUAAUUAGAAAAUGUUUAAAACGUCUAGGUUUUCAUCAGAUGGUUGUUUCUUAGUUUUUUUCUAAACUACUGUCUGUUUUGUGCAGUUUAUUAACCGUAGUUGACGUAACUUGGUAUGACUGUUAGUGUCAUCGUCCAGUGGAUUCAGGGUAAAGCAUUUUCACAGGUUUAAAAGUUCAGAAGACAACAAAAAACUUACUGGGACACCUCAAAACUGCCAGCACCGUCGGGACGCUGCGCUUCUGAUACGUAAAGUAAAAGCAGUUUGUUAGUUUUUGAUUGGGUCUCCGUCACGUGUUGCUGAAGUGGAAAUGCGUCCCGUUUCAACUCUACCGAGGUCCGGUGUCCGUCUGGUUUUAUAAAGAUACUGUAUAUUUAUUUUUUUUGCACAAGCAUGUCAGUUCGUUUACUGGUAUUUCAUGACACGUUCCUUCUGGUGCGUUUUGAUUCAGAAUCAAGAGCUGAUUUUCUCUGAGUAGUUCAUGCCAGUUUCAUCCAAACGUUCUGAAUCUGCUCCCGAACCGACUGGUUACUGCUGACCAGUGUUGGGGUAGUUACUCAAAAAAAGUAAUCCAUUACAUAUUACUAGUUACUUUUAAAAAAAGUAAUCCCUUACAAUACUUAGUUACUGGUUGCUGAAAGUAACUAGUUACAUUACUAGUUACAUUACUUUUGGAUUACUCCGCAAUAUCACCUGAGCUGCACCAUAACUCGA
Molecule: messenger RNA, 4499 nt
Organism: Cololabis saira (Pacific saury)
Lineage: Eukaryota; Metazoa; Chordata; Actinopteri; Beloniformes; Belonidae
Product: poly [ADP-ribose] polymerase tankyrase-2-like
Exons: 28
Coding region: 247-3723 (1158 amino acids)
Biological process (GO): protein localization to ciliary inversin compartment
Cellular component (GO): ciliary inversin compartment
Molecular function (GO): protein binding; NAD+ poly-ADP-ribosyltransferase activity
Source: RefSeq, a predicted model, not a curated record